Molecule: messenger RNA, 1576 nt
Organism: Aspergillus alliaceus
Lineage: Eukaryota; Fungi; Ascomycota; Eurotiomycetes; Eurotiales; Aspergillaceae
Exons: 1
Coding region: 543-971 (142 amino acids)
Source: RefSeq, a predicted model, not a curated record
UUUUGGAACUGUAUCUUGCAAUAUCUUACCCGAUUCUUCUUCACUAAUAGCAGCAUUAUUGACAACAACCAUUUGAGCGAAAAAAGAGUGAUGAUGGCUCCCCUCGAGAUCUGGGCCUACUGGGCCUACUGCUAGGCCCAGUACGCCCAGAUCUCGUCGUGGCGUGUUCUCCUGGUGUCGGAACAACCGAUGAGGAUGCCUCAACUGAAUAUUCCCAGGAUGAGGAUCCGGUCUCAUCUACACCUUCCGAACAUAAGGACCUGACCUGGGCCACCCAGCCACCGCGGGACCCCCAGGGCUCCAUGCCCACGUCCGACAACGCCCCUGGUGGUACUUGGUAACCUACCUUUCGCUCCGGGAAAUGCUUGCACCGGCUAACUCUGGUUGAUACUGCAAAAUAAAUGGAGCGGGUGUGAACAACAAGAAAGAAAAAGCAAAAAAAGGGUGCAUGUCAUCGUAAGGUCUCCAACAUAUCCAGGUCUAAAACAUUCUGUCUCGUUCAUAUCAUCUAAAAGUUGUGGCUCUACUGCAACUUGCAAAUAAUGCCCCUUCAAUUCCUAUGUAUGUUCCCCUUAUUCGGAUGUUCUUUGGGCUUCCAUUAUGUGUGUAUGACUACGUUGAUGACCUCAAGAAAAGAAAACUGCCACCACAAAUUCUGUAAGCUACCCGCUCAAAUUUCUGUUCCCUCCCCAAACCCUUUCCUUCAACAACCAACUACUAGUACCACACAACACUUUUAUCACAAUUUUGUUAUCAUUCUGAAAAUGGACUCACCGAAGCCUCAGAAAGAAGCCGUUCCCCAACUCAAAUCUGAGUUCGAGAAGAGGGCCCUAACGAGAGGGGUCUCUUACAGCUGGAAGCGCCUUUUGGUGAUUAUUUACAGAGAGGACGGCACCGAUGCUGACAGGGAUUUGAUUUCUCUUCAAGACUGCUUCCAGACGUAUUUGGUUUCUCGAACAUCACAGCGCUAACGCUCCGUAGGAACGACGCUGACGUAUCGUAUACUGCAAUGAAGCACAUCUUUAAUCUUCUUUUGAAUAUCGGACCCUCCAAUGCCUCCCAGGCCCUCUUCGUCGUCGCCUACGUCGGACAUUUUCUAGUAAUGCCAGAGGAUGGUCUAGUACUCAUGUCUGCUAGUGGCAAGCAGACUGUCAAGUGGUCCGCCUUCAGCUAUAGCUUUAUGCUCUGAUAAUCCUAUAUCGACCAAAAGAAAAUCACUGGUAAUUACUAGACUUAACAAUAACCGACGUAAGGAAUCUCACUCUGAUAAGAAGUAUAUAUUUUCUUUCAGCCUUCAAAAACUUGCUCUUGUGGUGAAGGUGAUACAUAUUUGAGAGGAAUUUUUGACUUUCUAUAAAUGGGUCGACAAAAGCUAUGUUAGUUCACUCGAACAUGUCUACCCAGUUCUGAUUCCUGAGAACGAAGAGCGAAGUUCCAGCUCACUGCAUACUGAAUACUACCAUGAGACACGUGAGUGGGCCGAGGUUCGGACUUCUCCGUACUAUAGUCGAUAAUUCGAGAAAAUUGAGAAUUACCUAGUACGCACUACGUAAUAAUAGAAUUUGUUAAUAAGAAU